Messenger RNA from Halichondria panicea, 5444 nucleotides. RefSeq names its product transmembrane protein 131-like. Gene Ontology annotation, cellular component: membrane. The coding region runs from base 1271 to 4684 and encodes 1137 amino acids. The record is from RefSeq and is a predicted model, not a curated record. The transcript is spliced from 10 exons. NCBI's taxonomy places the organism in Eukaryota, Metazoa, Porifera, Demospongiae, Suberitida, Halichondriidae.
GAAAUUUUCAUUUGAAAGGUCUCUUUCUAAGCUUUCAGAAAAUCAUAAAAUUGUUGACAUUGGAUCAACAAUACUUAAGUUAAUGGCUGUUGAAAGAUGUACAUCUACAAUGUAUAUACAACAUCAUUGAUAGUUGGUUAAUUGGUUGCAGUACUUGUUGGAGAACAGUGACGAGGAUUCUCUGGAGUUUGGAGUGCUCUCUCAGUCGGACACUGUCUCCAAGACCUUCACACUGCACAACAUCAACCCUGUGCAAAUAUCCAUCAUUUCCUACUCUGUGAGUGCCAAUCUCCCGUUUACGAGUGUCCAACUGUCCUACGUACACCCCACCACUAAUGGCACUCCCCACCCUCCCGCCCACUCCACACCCCCUCACACCCUCGAACCUGAACACAGCGCCCAAUUCACCGUGACUGUGUCUAAUCCAAACACCAUCAGUACCUACAGCGGGGAAGUCAUCGUCAGCACAUCGUUCGAUAAAGUUCUACACAUUCCUGUUUAUUUCAAGACGGCCGAGAGUAGAUUGAAAGUGAGCCCUAGGGCAAUUAGUUUCAAGGGGAUUUUCCCCUACCUGAGGGCAAGGGUCGGAUUGAGUGCACGGAAUUUGUUUCAUAAAGCUGUCGACGUGACCUCUGUGAACUCUGACCUUGAUGACCCCCGGGUAUACUUUGAAGAGGGUGUGGAUGGUUUGCCACGACUGAGACCAACGGAAAAAGUUGAGAUUGGCUCUGUUGUGAUUGACCCCCUACUGGGGGACACUGUAUAUCUGAAAAAGUCGGCCAGCUCCCUCGGGUUGUGGUCCUCUAACUCAGCCCCCCAGGACCCAUCUCGAGAGCUACAGCUACUCACCACUCUGUGGGCCUCUUGGAGGGGCCUGGUGGACGAUGGACGCACAGUUUUCAAUGCCAGUAUUGUAGUGAGCUCUGUUGGAGGUGGAGAGGUACGAGUGCCUGUAGAUGUGAGUCUGACCUGGCCUAACCUGGUCAAGGAGAAGCUGGUCACACUGGAGCCAACCACAGUGGGAAACACAUCAAUUCACCGUCUCCGCAUAACGAACCCGUCAGACGUGCCCCUACUGGUUCAGCCAGUUUUCCUCAGUUACUAUACUCACCCGCAAACCAUCAUCGACUCUCUAUUGGACCGAUUCGACCCACGACUACGAAAUCUCAACUUUUCUCAUUUGUCAAAUUCCUUCAGUUUUGUAUCUAGUGCAUCACCUGAGACAGCCCUGGCUACAACGUUACUGCCUCCACACAGCAAACUGUUUGAAAUGGCGGUUGCUUUCAGCCCUAAAGUAGACCAGGAGUUGAAUACGCUGCUUUUGUUGAGGAACAACUUGACUGUGUUUGAUUACGUCAUUGUGCAGGGGAGUGGGGUUCAGGGUUCAUUUGCUAUCGACAGUGUCCAUCCCGGCACUGAACCUCUCAUGUUUGAGUUCCCCAACUCUGUCAUGGAGAACUGUCUAGCUGGUACUGUUGUGGACCCGCUAACAGACCCCCUCAAGCUCACCAAGACCUUUAGAAUGCAUAACUCUGGCUCCACCUCCAUCACAUUGCGUAUCAUUGGACUGGAGGGUGGCAGUUGUGAGGGGAGAGGCUUCGUUAUCUCUAACUGUAACAAGGACAUCACCAUUAAACCAAACCGAUCAAAGAAAAUUGAAAUAACGUUCACUCCAGAUUACACACUGACCCAAGUCUCCACCACUCUACGAUUACAAACCUCCACUGGCAACGAGUUCCUCUACCCUCUACUAGCCAUCCUCCCCCACCAACUAUUAGCGGCGUGUAUUGCCUUACAGCCUCGGCCCGAAUGGGAGAAAACACUGGCCUGGUUGUCUGUACCGUUUUGGCUGCUUGUGAUACUCUGCCUUGUAGCUACAGUAUUCGUGCAGACCAAGUUCGGAAUGAGGAGCAGUAGUUCUGUGUCCUAUAAAACUGAGGCGAAAGCAACGAAAGGCUCCGGAGAAGUAUUCGAUUUGAAGAAGUUGUCAAAGUCUAUGGAUGUGCUGUCCAAGAAGGUCCAGGAAUUAGGAGAGAAAAGUUCUAACCAGAAGUCUGAGUCCACUGGUCAAUCUAUGAAAAUUGAAGUAACUCGAGAGCCUCCUAAACCCUCUACCGAUAAGAACACUCCCGUAUCUAAACCUAAGCCUGAGCCGCUAGUAACCCCCACUACUGCUCAAGAAAUACCCACUCUCAGACAUCGUGUGGUACAAAACAAGAUCGAGAGAAAACCAUCAUCACAGGAAACUAUCACCUCAUUGCAACCUGUUCCGUCUAGAUCACACACGGCUGUUACUUCCACGCCGAAGGGAAUGUCCCUCAAGAUCCCCAUUGCUCCUGUUAUUGAGCCGAGUGUCAUCUCCCCACCUAGAACAGGCACGGACAAUCACACUGGAGCUAGAGAGCAGACCCAACCUUGUACUCCAACUACCGGUGCACCAGCGCAACUCUGCUCAUCCCCUACCAAACUGAAGCGUAGCAGCGAGAAAACCAUCCCCGAAAAAAGCGCGUCCAAAGGCGAGAUCAUUUCAAAAACACCCACGGAAACUAAUCCGAGCUCUCUACCAGCGAAUGUGAGAAAAUCAAAAAUCGUACGAAAAUUGAAGCCUCUAAAGAUAACGCCUGAUAGUUCACCCCUCCCCCCGUCCGGACGGAAGGAGCUGGAGAGGAAGGUCUCGGAGAGUAGCAUUGUUUCUAGCAACAGUGAUUCGGCAUCUACGGGUACCGACAAGUCGGAGGAAGUGAAAACACCUAGCCAGGUGGUAACUGUGGUAGCUGAAGUGAAGAAGCCUCCACCACCUGUCACCAAGGAGCCCAACACUGGCCAAACCAUCCAUCCUCCCGACACGCCCGAGAGUACAAAGGUCAUGUCACCAAGAACAGAACUGAUCGACAAAAAAGAACCGCCAAUUAGUACCGUUCGAAUGAAAGGAAAGAGGAAACCUCGACAACAGAUCAAAAAAGAGGAGAAAGCUCGUAAAAAGGAGAGAGGGAGAGACAAAGAACGAGAGAAAGAAAAGAAUACGGACAAAACAGACGCUAAGCAACUAGUUGGUUCAUUUAAAGAUUCCUCUUCGUCUAAUUCCACUGAGCAACUUGACAACGACAGCACACCUCCUCUUGAAGAUACGGUACAAACUGAAACUGAAACCAACGUGCAAUGUGUCAAAACUACUGAGAAUGAACUCAAUAAACUAUUAGAGACGACUAUUAUCGACGUAUCCCCAAACAAGGGCAAUGAAAUACCGGUACUCGUGUCCCCAGCUGUUCCCAGUACUGCCAUCAAGACUGGUCGUACAACUAAGACCACAAAACAAGAAACUAAAGAGACGUUCACUGACUCGUUUUCAAGAACACCAGAUCAAGCCGCCACUUACGGUACUAAGAAUAUCAGUACUGGCAAAAAACCUUCCGAGAAAAUUAAAUCACCCGUUGUUGAGAAGAUCACACAACUAGUUGAGGACAAUCUUCUCGAACACCAGCUGAAAUCAGAUGAGAACGUUAGACAGCGGCCACAAACUCUGCAUGUUGUACCUAUCAUAAGGAGCGAGUUGAUUGAAGAACCUGUUAUCGUAAUUCCAAUGGACUCUGAUAGCUUGGUUGAAACGGAUGGUGUGACACAUACUCUACUCAGUGUGGACUCUGGUAAAGGCAGUUCUCAGAGUCUGCCCACUUCUCCUCACGAGCUGGCUGCUUCUUUACUCUCCAAUAACUCGGCCAUUAUGCGUAGGAAGCAGAAGAGCGAUCGUGACAAACCUGACGAUGGACAGGAAGAUGAUGACUACCAACUCCCGGAACAAGACGAGCAAAGUGAAACUGAAAUGACGAAACCAAUUGAAGCACCACUGAGUCCACAGAAAGAUGAAUCUUCUCAUAAUUCAAGCGACAAUGAGUUCAAGCCGCCUCUAUCUACACUCUCCCUGAACGCAGAACCAUUUUAUCCAUCUCCAACUUUUGCACCGAAAUCUGGCCCAAGUCUACGAGCAGAUCCGAGGAAAUUUGGUCCCGACCACAACUCCCAGCCCAGAGGACCACCCCCUGGUUUACCACCAACUCCUGAUGAUGCCCACAUGCGUCCCUACCCUGAGGGGUCGUACUUUAAGAGACCACAUCCGUUACGAGGAGGCAAAUCGAUGACCCCCUCACCACCUUUACCGUAUUUCCCCGAGGGAUCGCAUAUGCCGUACAGUGACUAUCCCUCACUUGAACACCACAAUCCAAUGGCAAUGGACGAACCGUACAGUGGGCCUGAGGACUUCCCACCGAUGCCUAUGGGGCGUCAUAGUCGAGAGCACUAUCGUGGUCGCUCACCAAUGAUGGCACCAAAGAGCGGACAUGGCAGACAACACAUGCAUCCGAAUAUGGAAGCGUAUAUGCAUCACCUGUGCAUGCAGAGAGCACGAGAGUACAGCUAUCGUCCACAAGGACCGUGGGACCACCACCAUCACUCACACAGGCUCCAAGUGCCACCCAUGGAGGAGGGGGGAGUAUAUGACCAGCAGUAUUUGAGAAAGAGACAAUACAUUAUGAAACUUAUUGAACGGGAAAGAGCUAUUGCUGCUAUGGAAAGAGAUCAACCUAGUCCCCUGCCAAGUUUGGACCAGAUGUUAGCCCCUCCUCUAUUGGAUCGAGAGGAUGGGACAAUCCAGACUUCAGCGAGCAGUCCCCGGAAGACCCUGACUUGAUUCCCUAUCGUCAAAGUAAUCUAUUGCCAGAGAGACCAAGAAGGAGCCGUACUUACAGCAUGGAGAGUGAUCUAGGAGGAGAGUUUGUGACUGAUUUCCCUGCUGUCUCGGCCGUGGGUGCUCCGGGUCAACAGUUCUCGUCUCGCGGGGAGAAGGGCUCUGUCUCCAGCAAGAGUCUGGCACCAGGAAGGUCUAGGAGUGCUGGCUGGCCUGCUGGGGAGGGAAAGAGCACCAGUCCUAACUGGGACAGCCCCAACAUGUGGUCAACAGACACUGCUCCAUUCUACAGUAAUGACAUCACCUCCGAUAUGAGCCCCCUACCUAUCAACAGUGGCACCACCGACCCAACCUCACCCUCCGAGGACACCACACUCUCAACCACCACCUAUGACCUCUUUGAGAACCAAAGUAUCUGGAGCCUGAGCAACGCUGAUAGUUCAACACUUCUUUCCUGGGCCCAACAGAAAUCUGAACCCCCACUAAGCAAGACUGAGUAAAGCCCCCUCUGACCUACUGCAACGAUUUGGACUAUGAAUUUUGGAUAACGAUUUCAACUUAACCUCAUUUCAAUUGAGUUGUCUGCUAUUAGCUCUAGUAUCAGCAUUUUAGCGAGUGAUUAUCUAGCCAGCUAUCUAGUUUAUUAUUGUUAUCGUGUAUAGCUACUAGUAGAUCGUUCAGUUGUCAUUUUGAGAGCUGUAUGUGUUUAGUAGCUAGCUGAUGACAUUAUUGUGUCUUGGCAUUAUGAAUUAACCAUUAACAA